AUGGCGCAACCAAAGACCUCCAUAUUUACAGAUAUUCAAAUACAUUUACAUUCAGUGGCAGCUGUUUCUACUGUACUGCAGAAUGCUGCUGGUCCGAUCUGGGCCGUUCCGACAAAUGAUCGUUUACAUGUACCAGUGCAACUGUGUUCUGUGUUCAUUAUGAUCACAUCGUUGGUCGGCGGACUGGACUCGAAAGGCGCCAAACAUCAAAAAUUCAAAAUAACCGUCGUCAGCACACCGAGCCCUUCGCCGACAUCACCCCCACCAACACCACCGGCCUCAUUGUCAUUGUCGCUGCCGUUGACAACGCAUAACGUGCAGUACGACAUCAGCAAUUCGCCUUUACUACAUCACCACAACAACAACAACAACAACAACAAUAACAGCACCAACAACAUGGUUGAGACAACAACACCGCCCACCGGCACUGUGUUGAAACGUUAUGCCGUCGGCAUGCAAAUACAUCAGAGUCGCCAAAAUUCACGCUCACCGCCAGCGAAUACGACCAACGCCGCAUACUUGACGACCGCGAUGCUUUUGAACUCGCAGCAAUGCGGUUAUUUGGGACAACGACUGCAAUCGGUUUUGCAACAACAGCAACAAAAACACCAUCUUCAACAGCAACAACAACAUCAACACCAGCAGCAGCAAUCCCAAUCUCAAACACCCUCCUCGGACGAUGGUUCGCAAUCGGGCAACACCAUCAUGGAUGAGGACCGUCCAACCAACCGACCCACGGCAGGCACUGCAACCGCAGCGGCGGCUGCUGCUUCACUCUUUACAAUUGACAGUAUUUUGGGCGGUUCAAGGUCAGCAGGGGGAGCAAAUAGUAACACCAGCAAUGGCGGUAGUAACAACAACAACAAUAAUAAUAAUUGUAAUAAUCAUAUAGGUAUAAGCGGUACAAAACGUGCUGACUCGCCCGCCUCCCCGAGCUCCAAUUCCAGCUCAGCGGCUACAAGUCCCACACGACCGCAACGAGUUCCUGCCAUCUUGCAGCAUCCUGGCUUGCAUUUGGGUCAUCUAGCCGCAGCUGCAGCAAGUGGCUUUGCUGCCUCGCCAUCUGACUUUUUGGUUGCAUAUCCGAACUUCUAUCCAAAUUACAUGCACGCCGCCGCGGUGGCUCAUGUGGCUGCCGCACAAAUGCAAGCACACGUGAGCGGACAUGGCGCUGCGGCGGCGGCUGCUUUGGCAGCGCACACACAUCCGCAUCACGCACAUCACUUGCACCAUCCACACCAUCCGCAUCAUCAUGUGGCGCAUCAUUUGGGACAUGGGCCGCCGCCAAAACGAAAGCGUCGCCACCGUACAAUUUUCACCGAAGAACAAUUGGAACAGUUGGAGGCGACUUUCGACAAGACACACUAUCCGGAUGUGGUGUUACGCGAACAAUUGGCACUGAAAGUCGACCUGAAGGAGGAGCGUGUGGAGGUUUGGUUUAAAAAUCGUCGCGCCAAAUGGCGUAAACAGAAACGUGAAGAACAGGAACGGCUGCGUAAGUUGCAGGAGGAGCAGUGCGGGGGUGGCGCUGCUGCUGGCAACACAACGACGGUCGCCACAGGCAUGGGCGCGGUCAACGGCAGCGGCGUUGUAAUGGCCGCUGUGGCGAAUCUUAAGUGCGCCGCCGAGGAUUAUGCCAGCCAGCUAAGUCAUCACAUCAAAACCGAUCCAAAUAGUUACAAUAGCGAUGCGGAUGAGUCGUCCGACUUGGAGGUGGCAUAAAAUAGUGUACACCAUUUAUUUUUGUAAAUAUGUAUGUAUGUAUUUUGUGCUUUUUCGCUGUUCACAAUGUUGAAUGGAAAUUUGUGAAUUGGGAUUUUUUUAUUUAAACCAAAAAGGGCGUUUGGAAAAUUAAUGCAAUUUCAAUAAAAUUAAUGCGUUUAACUAACUAUACUCGCGCACACAUCAAUAAUGUAAACAAAU
Molecule: messenger RNA, 1923 nt
Organism: Ceratitis capitata (Mediterranean fruit fly)
Lineage: Eukaryota; Metazoa; Arthropoda; Insecta; Diptera; Tephritidae
Gene: Gsc
Product: homeobox protein goosecoid
Exons: 6
Coding region: 1-1722 (573 amino acids)
Biological process (GO): regulation of transcription by RNA polymerase II
Cellular component (GO): nucleus
Molecular function (GO): DNA-binding transcription factor activity, RNA polymerase II-specific; RNA polymerase II cis-regulatory region sequence-specific DNA binding
Source: RefSeq, a predicted model, not a curated record